AUGAAGACACAGAGUUUCUCCACCCCAAGUCCUGUUACUUCUCCAGAGAUCGCUCAGCGCAGGGAAAUUUCGCAAAAUGGCCCACCAAAGACCCCUCCGAAUACACGCAUGCUAUCUCCACCGGGAGCUCCACGUCAAUCCCGAUUCGUUCGUCCAGAAGUAACUCCGCAAUCAAACGGAGCAUUUAGAAGUCCGCAGAAUAGUAGAGAUGCCCGCUCUCGUUCACCUCCAAGAGAUCAUGCGCCUGGAUACCGGGACCGAUCCCUAGUAAAUGACCGUCUGUUUGGCGGACGAGCGACUCAAGAAUCAUUUUUGGGUCCUUUCUUGGUCGAAUCCAUUGAACAAGACACAGUCAUAGAUAACGCACAGCCUCCCAGCUCAUACGCGUAA
This is a messenger RNA of Botrytis porri, 390 nucleotides long. RefSeq lists its product as uncharacterized. Lineage: Eukaryota; Fungi; Ascomycota; Leotiomycetes; Helotiales; Sclerotiniaceae. The transcript has 3 exons. The record is from RefSeq and is a predicted model, not a curated record. Bases 1 to 390 code for a protein of 129 amino acids.